CAUUAUUCACCGUGACCCGAGUCCUACUGCGGCUACUUCUCAGUGCGACUCCACUUCUGAACUCUGCUCCACGACAGGUCCAAGCGUGUUCAAGCUACCCACGAUGGUCUUCCAGCUUGCACGAGCUUGUCGUGAGCUAACAACACUCUGUGCUUCCGAGCUCCCCGACUAGACAUGAAUGCGGCUCUCCACUGUAACACCCCCUCUCCAAGAACCUCAACAAGAAAGACAAUAUCCUCUCCUUCCCUUCAACUUUUGUCCUACAGAUUCAAGUCUCUCGGCCAUCUUGGAAGCUUCAAAACAAUGCCUUCCAUCAUGCCACAAUGUAUUCACUGGCUUCUGCGCCUCUGCUAUGAAACCGGGAAAACGACGUGUCGACCUGACAAGAGGCUGGAGCUGGCAAAGACGGGACAUUUCAUGCGACAUCCUUGUUACUCGUCUACCAUCGGAGACUCGUUCCCCAACCAAGCGAGGCCAAACCGGCUGCAUCUUGCAUUGGCUUUCCCUUGCAAACUCGGGGCAUCCCUGUCCCUGCCUGGCUCGCCGAAACGUCAUUACUAUGGACCGCUUGAGGAGACUGACCUGUCAAUAUUCGUUUCGUCGUGAUCGUCUCUCUGAGGCAAUGACUGACUGCAAUAGAUGAACAUUUCGUUAAUUUGCCAUUAUUAUCAUUAUCGUCAUUAUCAUCUCACCACUAUUUCUGCCCAAUCUGCCUGACAUCAAUCAGAUGAUCCAUUUCUCGAUUCCUUCCAUGCAUGUCUAAUGCUGAGAUGCUGGACCAUAUCUGAGUAGCGCACUGCACUCAGUAGGCACCAGUACUCGUACUUUCCAGCAAGUACCUACAAGUACGAGUUACAAGUUUCAUGUCCACAAGUGGAAAGCCUCUCUCUUUCAUUUCUUACUCACUUACCUAGUGCA
Messenger RNA from Aaosphaeria arxii CBS 175.79, 918 nucleotides. RefSeq lists its product as uncharacterized. The coding region runs from base 179 to 643 and encodes 154 amino acids. Lineage: Eukaryota; Fungi; Ascomycota; Dothideomycetes; Pleosporales. The transcript has a single exon. The record is from RefSeq and is a predicted model, not a curated record.